AUGUCGCGCCAGAUCAACCAGCCCAGCAACCAGAUCAAGCUGACCAACGUGUCGCUGGUGCGCCUCAAGAAGGGCAAGAAGCGCUUCGAGAUCGCCUGCUACAAGAACAAGGUGCUCGAGUGGCGCCAGGGCAUCGAGACGGACCUGGACGAGGUCCUGCAGAUCCCCAACGUCUUCCUCAACGUCAGCAAGGGCCAGACGGCCCCCAAGGAGGACCUGGCCAAGGCCUUUGGCAAGGACAAGCCCGUCGACGACAUCAUCCUCGAGAUCCUCAACAAGGGCGAGAUCCAGGUGGGGGAGAAGGAGCGGGCCGCCCAGCUCGAGCGCGUGCACAAUGAGGUCGUCAGCAUCGUCGCCAGCAAGCUCGUCGACCCGCGGACGAAGCGCGUCUACACCACGGGCAUGAUCGACAAGGCGCUCGACAUGCUGAGCUCGCAGGCGCACCAGGGCCAGGGCGACAAGAGCGCCGCCGGCAGCGGAGCCGGCACCCCGGCCACGGGCGAGGACGCCGAGGCGAAGCCCCGGGCCAAGGAGCACACCUGGACGGGCGUCGUCACCACCAAGAGCGCAAAGAGCCAGGCCCUGGACGCCAUGAAGGCCUUGAUCUCCAGCCAGCCCAUCCCGGUCUCGAGGGCACGCAUGAGGCUCCGCAUCACAUGCACGACCAACGUCCUGAAGCAGGCCGUCAAGGCGCCCAAGGCGGCCGAGGGAGACGGCGACCAGAAGGCAGCCCCGGGGACGGUGAAGGACAAGAUUCUGAGCUACAUCGAGCAGGUUGAGACACAGGAUGUCCUGGGCUCCGAGUGGGAGGUGGUUGGCUUCGUGGAACCGGGCGCCUUUAAGCCUCUGUCGGAUUUCUUGGGCAACGAGACGAGAGGUCAGGGAAGAGUCGAGGUUUUGGACAUGGCUGUCACACACGAAGAUUGA
This is a messenger RNA of Neoarthrinium moseri, 927 nucleotides long. RefSeq lists its product as uncharacterized. Bases 1 to 927 code for a protein of 308 amino acids. Lineage: Eukaryota; Fungi; Ascomycota; Sordariomycetes; Amphisphaeriales; Apiosporaceae. The record is from RefSeq and is a predicted model, not a curated record. Gene Ontology annotation, biological process: cytosolic ribosome assembly; ribosome biogenesis. The transcript has a single exon.